AUGCUUUCAAAUGUUUUCACUUUGAUUGAAGCUGUGCUAAGAGGCAAGUCUGGGGGUGAAGAAGUACUACAGGAGUACCAAACAACAGAAACCCUAACAGAUGCUGCAAGAAGAAAAAUGGUUAACAUCCUGGUGGCUCACAUGACUGACAAUCAUGGCCAUGUCAGGCACCGCCCCACUAAAGAAGAUUAUGCACGUGGGAUAGUGAUGUUGUUCCCUUCCCUCAAGGAUCCAUACUCCAAGAAGGGCUAUGUGGACCAAGACUUCACUCUCCUAUUUGAUGACGACACAUCCUCCAGGCUUCUUCAGAAAUGGGAUUUGUUCUUCAAGCCAAAUGUCAUAAAAGAGGCUAAGCGGCUCACCUCAACACCAGAGUUGCGUCGCUUGGUGCAGUCAGCAGAAAGUCCCCCAGGAAGGGGACUGAAGUCUCCAACAAUUAGUGCAUGUGAUGCAGUUGAGAGACUUUUUGUCUUUCAUAAGUCAUGCUGCAGUUUGGAGGAGCAUCUCCGCAACCAGCAGGGUCGGCAGCCGUACCUCCUCGCUGUUGGGCGUCUGAAGAGCAAGAUUGAGAGCUUCUACAUCACAAUGGAUAAGCGUCUCAUCCCAUGCAAGGCAAACCGCUCCCUCGGGGCAUGUGAUGAACUUUUCAAAGCACAUUUUGUGUUUAAUUUGUCUUACGAUGUGGCACUUGUGAAUUUUUACACAUUCCUGCAGACAACAGUGUAUAACAUUGAUGUGGGGAAAAUGAAUGAGUCACCCAGAGUUAAAGACUUGAGAGCGAGACUGCUUAACCAGCCAGUAGCACUCUCACCCUGUGAGUAA
This is a messenger RNA of Coregonus clupeaformis (lake whitefish), 822 nucleotides long. RefSeq lists its product as uncharacterized. Bases 1 to 822 code for a protein of 273 amino acids. The transcript is spliced from 6 exons. NCBI's taxonomy places the organism in Eukaryota, Metazoa, Chordata, Actinopteri, Salmoniformes, Salmonidae. The record is from RefSeq and is a predicted model, not a curated record.